Diachasmimorpha longicaudata is the source of this 8228-nucleotide messenger RNA. RefSeq names its product enhancer of yellow 3 (gene e(y)3). The record is from RefSeq and is a predicted model, not a curated record. The transcript has 4 exons. NCBI's taxonomy places the organism in Eukaryota, Metazoa, Arthropoda, Insecta, Hymenoptera, Braconidae. The coding region runs from base 459 to 7820 and encodes 2453 amino acids.
GGAGAUGCAAUGACCAAAGGCGUCAGUCAGUGCAAAUAAUUUAUUCACUCUACGGUAAUUGUUAUUUACAAAAAUUUGGAAUGUGUUGAAUUAUCGGUUUCAAUGCAUGCGAAAUAGAGAAGUGCCUGUUGCCAGUUAACAAAGUGUUGAAUUUCUGUGACCCAGUUUCCAAAAAAAGCCUUUGAGGCGUGAGGAAAAUAUUUUGGUUAUGUCUCGUACUCUUGAGACGUUUGGAGUGAAAACAAAUUAUUCUGCCCGUGUUGAAUGAAUAAUAGGUGAGCAACAAUUGAAGAUAGAUUGGUUUUGGUGGAGCGGAUCAAUUGAGACAUUCAUGAACUGAACGCUAUGCUCUGAAAAAUCGAACGUAGUGGGACAAUAAAUCGGGAGAUGACAUGAGAACAAUGUGCUCGAGUAUUUUAAUCGAAAAUAAUAUUAUUAAUUAGGUGCCGAUAGACACAAUGUCUGAGACUCCUAAGAUGGGGGUUCUUGGCUCCAAGGAAGAAGACAAAAGUAUUGAGAUGAGCAAAGAGGACUCUCCGGAGCGCUAUGAGCCGUACAGUGUUGAUAGGAAUGCUGACACGUAUGACACUGAAGCACUGAGCAUAAUGGAUAUCAAUGAUAUUAUUGGAGUGCAGACUGAACCCGUUGGAGACUCGACUCUGGAGGGAGAGAUGGCUGCACUCUCGGCGAUGAUGACGGAGGCGAAGAGUGAAGAGGACGUGGCAGUACAGGAUGAAUUGGGCGAAGGAGAAGACGGUAAGGAGGAGACUGGGGGGACAAUGUCGAGGGCAAAUGAGGGAGAAAAGGAUGCCUUGAAAGAAGGAGAUCAGGGAGUCGAGGGACGACUUGGGGACUCUGGUGAUUCGAAAGAAAAAAAUGAACAAUCCAGUGACAUCAAAGAAGACUCCACGAUCAAUAAGAGUCUUCAGUUGAUCGGAGAGGCAUAUAUUUCUGAUGACUCUCAGGAUAUCGUCUCCGAAGAAGAGAAGGAUAAGAAGCCAAAGGUCGUGUUCUCCUGCAAGCCUUUAGUAGACAAGCAGAGCAUUCAACCACUGGAGGACUCCACGGAUUUGAUCCAAGCUCCAUUGGUGUCUGAUGAGACUGAAUUCGAAGAGACCGUUGAACCCACCCCAACAACACCAGAAGUGCCAGGUGAACCGACAGAAGCUCUUCCUGAAAAUGUAGAUUCAUCAGGAGUAGUGCAAGGAGGUGAUAUCAAUCCCAGUGCUGAUUCGCCAAAAGAAAUAUCAGAAUGCCCACUAGAUGAAAUUCCACCAGAAACUCUGGACCUGGAGAGUGCAUCAGAAGCAUUGUCUCCUAAAGAUUCUUCUGAACCGCUUCCAGCCAGCAAUGAAAAUUGUGCAGAGGAAUCCAAAGAAGAAUCUCCCCCAAUACCAUCAGAAAAUCCAAUCGAAUCUUCUAAAGAACUCGAAACAAUCGAGCCUGAAAUCACCACAGAGGUAACUACAAUCGAAAAUGAUCAGGUGGAGGAAGGAGAAGAACUUGUUGAAGCUUCUCCUCUUGAAGUCCCAGAAACCUGCACCGAAGACAUACAACUACAUUCUCCUCAGGAAAAUGUCGACAGCGAGGAAGCGGAACCGGAGUCUGAACCAAUGGAAAUCACAGAAGAGGCACCUAGUGGACCUGCAGAGGAAGAUGAGCCUAACAAGAGUGAGAAUUUCGUCGAUCAGUUGUCCGAAGAAGUCAUCCCCUCAGCAGAGAGCAUUUCCAAGGAUAGCAUUGAACAGGAAAUAAUCCCAGCUGUAGAGGCAGAAGUGGAAACUGAUUCUAAUGCCGAUGUGUCGAGAGAGCAUCAGACAGAGACAUCACCUCAAGGUGUUGAAUUAGAAGCUGAACCAAUGGAGGUGGAGGAGCCAACAGAGGAGCCUGCUGAAAUUCUGGCUGAAAUUCCAGAAGAACUGAUGUCAGUUGAGGAAGAAAAAGAGGAAUUGGUUCCUGAUCCUAAAGAAGGGCCUCAGAAAAUUGAAGAACUAGUUCCAUCGACUACCGAAGCCGAGGAGGAAACUGGAGAGGAAUUACUUCCGUCUCCUCCUAAAGAGGAAGAAGAAAUUGCGCAGGAAUCGAUUCCAUCACCUCCUAAAGAGGAAGAAGGAGUUGCGGAGGAAUCGAUUCCAUCACCUCCUAAAGAGGAAGAAGGAAUUGCGGAGGAAUCGAUUCCAUCACCUCCUAAAGAGGAAGAAAGAAUGGUGGAGGAGUUGCUUUUAUCAACUUCUAAAAACGAAGAAGAAAUUGAAGAGGAUCCCCAGCAUGAAGAGUCCCCAAGGAGUCCAGUAAUUCUCAAAGAAGCUAAUGUCGAGGAUGAAUCGCCCUCUGAACCGAUUCCAUCCUUAAUUGAAGAGGAAAUGCCAGCAGAAGAGAAAGAAUCUCUUGUAAUUGAAGAAGUAAAAGACGAUUCGAAGAAUCUCUCUACUGAGAUCCAGUCUAUGAAUGAAGACCUAGAGCCCAAAGUUCUUGAAGAUGAACCCACCAAAGAAAUUCCGGAUCUUAAUGAAGUUACAGAAGCACAGGAGAUUCUUUCCGAAGCUCCGAAGUCUCUUCCAGAGACUCAGGAAUCUCUUCCAGAGACACAGGAGUUUCUUCCAGAGACGCAGGUGUCUCUUCCAGAGACGCAGGUGUCUCUUCUCAAAGAUCAGGCUCUUCAAGAGCUUCAGGAAUCUCUCCCAGAGCCUCAGGAAUCCCUCUCAGCAGCCCUAGAAAUCGAGUCUCUUGAGUAUUCGACUACUGAUGUUGAUCUGGCCAAGGAUUCCGAGGUUCUGGAAGAGAAAGCUGAAGUUGUAGCCGCUGACACCGAAGACUUAAUCUCAAAAACAUUCAAAGCUGUUCCUAGCCCCAAAGAAAUUUCCGAAGCAAUUUCCGAAGUUACGGAAGAUAUUGCUAACAUCCCCACCUCCCCACCUGAACCCCCAGAAGAGCUCCAACCGGAGAAGUCACCGCCAUCUCCAGAAACCGAAGAAACUCCUGAACUGGCGGGCAAAAAUCUUGAUUCCUCGCCAGCGUCACCUUCUAUGGAUGUUUCUCUACCACAAAAGGCUCCAAGUCCCUCAGUAAACUCCCCUGAACUCGAGAAGAACGAAGACAUCCAGUUGUCGGCACCUGUUCCAGAGCCAGAGGUCCAGGAAGACUUGUUCGAAGAAGUUAUAGAGUCUCUCGAACUCGUCUCAGAGGAAGCCCCCGCGGAAAUCAAUGAAAAAAAUCUAGCAGCUGAGAUAACAGGGAGCCCAGAGCCUGCGGAAGAUCUGGAGCAAGCGCUGAGGUCAAUAGAAUCCUCGACGAAACACGUGGAGAGAUCCUUUAACUUGGACCAACAGCAGAAAAUGGAUAUUCCUUAUGAGCUGUUAGCAGGUCUUCCUGGAAACCGCUCUCCGCCAUCGAAGUCUGAGAUAUCAGAACUAGAGUCUGCUGUGAAGUUCCUCCAGGAGUCUGAGGAGCAGGAGACUAUGUCUCCUCUAGUGCUCUCCCCCACAUUAAAGGAUAAUAUCGAGAACUCAGUUGAACCUCAGCAAUCAUUCCGCCCGGAGGGCGAACCGGAGGAAAUGGACUCUGCAUUGGACGAAAUAAUAACAGAUUCGAUAGAUAUUUCCGAGGCGGAGAUCAUAUCAGAAGCUGUCAAGUUGGAGAGUGAGAGAAAACGGAAGGAAGAAGCAACGAUCUCCCCGAAACCAUCGGCGAUUCCACCAAAAGAACAAGAAAAAAUAGAGAAGGUUGAAAAGCUGGUGGAUGAACCCCGAAAGGAACCACAGAUUGAGUCAAAACCAGUAAUGGAGCCGUUACUGUUAAAACCUACAAGAAAUCUUCCAAAAGUAUCAAUCCUGGAGGAGCGUUUAAGAGAGCCCCCGAAGAUCGAGAUUCCCAUGGCAGAGCCCAGGAUGAACGAGACCUCAACAAUCCCAAAGCCAAAUUUACUAAUCCAACGAGAUCAGAAAUCCAACUGUAAGAUGCUGGACUCCCCGAAGUGCCGUGAUGAAUCGAAAGUGGUCGAGGCACCCAGAAAGGACCACGAUAAACAUGAGAUUGAGAACAUAGGCUCACCCAGGAUAAUUCUAAAAAUAGCUAAAUCGGCAAUAGCUGAUUGUGCUGAACCCAGAUCACCCAAAAGUCCAAAGAUUCGUUCAGCUGCAAACUCCCCAAAUCCAGAGGACAGUCCUGGGCAAAAACUGGGUAAAAUCAGAAUGAAAUUAUCAAGAAGUGGACAUCCUUCGAUUAUCUCGAACGAGGCAAGUGAUGAAGUACAGAAGGGCGAGUCAUCAUUGGCUGGAUCCUCUCUCUCACCGCUCGGCAUGAAGAUUAAAUUGUCUAAAUCCGGGGAUGCUUCAAUCGUUCAACCAGAAAAAUUCGAUCCCCCAGAGGACAAGAGACUUGAAUCCCCACUGGGAAUGAAGAUAAAACUUUCUAAAUCAGGUGAUGCACCUGUUGAUGAAAGGAGGCUCGAUUCCCCCUUAGGAAUGAAAAUAAAGCUCUCUAAAUCAGGCGAAGCGCCUUCAAUCGUUCCACCGGACUUCAAAGACCUGCAAAAGCAUAAAAUUGAUAUGCAACAUUCACCAAAACGAACAGACUCUCCUCUCGGGAUGAAGUUCAAGCUCUCGAGAACAGGAGACGCAUCUAUAAUCCAACAGGUUGAUAAAUCAGAGGAAGACUCCAGAGAGAUACCCCCAGAAGCUCAGAGAAGAACGGAAUCCCCUCUGGGGGUUAAGAUAAAGCUCCUCAAGGGUGGAGAUGCCUCGAUAGUUCCGUCAGAUCACGAGGAUGAGCUGAAGCGUACGGACUCCCCCCUGGGCAUGAAAAUGAAGAUAUCUAAGAAGUGUGGGGCCUCAAUCCUCGAUCCUCCUGCUUCAGAGAACCCUAAGGACAAGCUGGAAAUUCCAGAACUACCCCCAAGACGUACAGAAUCCCCACUGGGGAUGAAGAUAAAGCUCUCAAAAUCUGGUGACGCAUCUAUAAUUCAUCCUGACGUCGUUGAUGAGUCCAACCAGGACAAGAGCAAGCCAUACGCCUCUCAGGAAUCUUCUAUAAUCCCUGAAGCCACCACUUCUCCAAUCGGAAUGAAGAUAAAGCUGUCCAAGACAGGUGAUGCUACGAUCAUUCAUAAAGAGGACGUAGAGGUAGGUCUGGAUUCUCGCAAGACCGACUCCCCAAUUGGUGUGAAGAUCAAGUUAUCCAAGACUGGUGAUGCCUCUAUUAUUCAGCCACCACUCGAAAAGGAGGGAAAGUCGAUGCUAAAAUCACCGGACACUUCAGCAAUUGAAUCCAUGAAAAUUAAAUUAUCAAGAACAGGACAUCACACGAUCAUCACCAGUGAGUCUGAGCCUCAUAAAUCCAAAGAAUCCCAAGAAGUUGCUGAAGUGACUAUUGAACCAGUAGUGUACAAACCACCAGAGCACGAAUCUUUCAAGCGAAAGGAACCUGCUGUGGUUCCACUUGAGGUAAAAAAAUUCAAAUUGGAGGCCAAACUCUCUCACAUUCUUCCAGAUGUGACGAUCCAGCCAGUCGUUCCCAGAGAGCACAAGCCCCAGUCUUUAGCAACAUCGGUCAUUAGUAGACAGCAGAUGAACGUGAUAAAACGAGAGAUUAGCAUCACUCAAGUGCGCUCACUGGCUCAGGGCUUCAAUCAAGUUGAAAAUGAACCUGAGGAUGUUGAAAUUAUUGAGCCACAUCCAGAACUGAUAAUUGUGAAUGAGAAUUCGAAUUCGAGUCAGGAUGUCAUGAUAAUUGAUGAGGUGCCACCGCUGAGGGUUCCAGAGGUCAAGGUCCCGAAGAAGCGAGGGAGACCGAGGAGAAUCGGUCUACCUGUGGUGGAAGUUGUCCCUCAAGAUCCUCUCGCUCUAGACGAACCAAUAAUGAGUUCUGCUGAGCCGAAGGAGAACGAGCGGCCCAAGAGGACGUGCAGUCGUCAGAAGAGUUACGCUCCCCCAAAGCGGGGACGAGGACGAGGAAGGGGGAAGAGAAAGCUCGAUAGGACGGAUUAUCUGAACGCCAAGAAGCCGAGGCUCGAGCAGAAUCUGACCCUCAUCGAGAGCAGAACUACUUCUUUGAUCAAUCUUGAUGAUGAGGUAGCUUCUGAAAAUUCUUCGGAACUUUACAAAGUCUUGAGUCAUCCAUUGAAGGGACAGGCACUCGAGGUGGAGGGUUUGGAGAUGGAUGCUGGAGGUCGACUGGUUGGUUUGGGGGGCAAGGGGAAGAUGGACGACGGAAAGGAAGGGAAGGAGACUUUUGGGGCUCCUGACAGCCAAAACUGGCUUACACCGAGCUCCAAGAAGAUUCUGGAAGGGAGGAGCGAGAUUUCUACGGUUCAAGUCAUCGAUGAGGAGACCAGGAUGAGUGCUGAGUCCUUUUCGAGGUCACAGACACCUGCGCGGAGCAUUUCGGUGCACGCUGGCGAACCAAUAAUCAACGAGGAGUCCCAGGGCAGUGUCUUGAGUACAGCAACAACUGAAUCCGAAAAAGUCAAGGUGAAAAAUCGAAGAAUGGAGAUUAGUUUUGAUCCAGACGAGGGCCCCUUCACAGUUGAAAAAAUAGCUGAGUAUGAGUGGCCAACUGAUCGUAAAGGUGACACUUUCAUGAUUCAGGAGCAAAUAUCUCAGUACCUGGGAGUUAAAUCCUUCAAACGAAAAUACCCAGACUUGAAGAGACGAAUGGUGGAUAUGGAGGAGAGAAAUCACCUGCGUGAGAACGGUCUCGUCAGUGAGUCAAUGUGCGAUAUGGGACUGACUGCUGUCUGUAGCUCCGAAGUACUUGACAUAAUGUGCAGUGAUUUUCCUGAUCAGUACGAGGAGUACAGAAAGCAUAUGAGGGAAAAGCAGAUAAAGGAGCACUCGAAGAAGCAGAAGGAAUUGACAGCUGCUGCCAAUGCUGAGAAAAAUAGAAUUGAUCUGGCAGAGAUGGCUGUGCAAUCAGCACUCUCCUGGAAUGUUGGCUUCAACAAGGCGAGAAAAGAGUCCAGAAAGUGCAGUUUAGAUCUCCAAACAUUCACCAUUCAUGUACCCAAAAAACAGCAGAAGGUCGAGGAGAACACAAGUAUCAGUCAUUACCCAGUUGCAUUGAUUCCUGGACAGUACACGGAUUAUUACAGGGAGUAUACACCAGCUGAGCUGAGGUACUAUCCUCUCAAUACUGUUCUCUAUGGUCCCAUGAGGCCCAACGAGAGGAAAUUUGAUAGCCAGUCUGAGGGAUCACAGAGUGACAGCGACAGUGACACCUCCUCCGAUGAUUCAAGCUCAUCCAGCAGUGAUGGCACUCAGGACACUGAGGGAUCCCAGUCCACCAUGGAUGACGUUGACAUUGAGUUAUCCAAUCAGAAGGACAAAUCCCUCAAGUGCAAAAUGUGCUUGAAAAAUCUCAACAAGUUCAACAAAGCAGAGGUGCAGAUACAGUGUGGCACAUGCAAUGGUUAUGUUCAUCCUUCCUGCAUUGAUCUGACUCUUGACAUGGUACCGCAUAUUCAGGCCUACGCUUGGCAGUGCACUGACUGCAAAACUUGCGCUCAAUGCCAUGAUCCUGCUGACGAGGACAAGAUGCUGUUCUGUGAUAUGUGUGACAGAGGCUAUCAUAUAUACUGUGUGGGCCUGCGAAGAGUGCCCCAAGGGCGCUGGCACUGCCAAGAGUGUGCCAUGUGCGCGAGUUGUGGGUCUCGAGAGCCUGGAGGUAUGGUAUGUGCAGACAGGAACAGUGUGGCCCAGUGGCAACACGAGUACAAAAAGGGAGACAAAAAUACCAGAGUUUACGUUUCUACUCUCUGUGUUCCUUGCUCAAAACUGUUUGGAGAGCAAGGAUCUGAUAAUAAAUCGGAAAAAUUACCAGUGUGAUUACUGCAUACUGAACCGACAGCAGAUGGGAAAAUCUUUGGUAUCCAAAGCUUUCAAAUGAAGAUCAGAAAAAGCAACGACGAUUGGUUUUUAUCUGUAUCUCAAAGGCUGUUGAUCAACUACUUGUUGUAUUGUUUAGAAUCUAUUUUCCACACUGUCUGAAGAUAUUUUGAUUAGUAUUGAAGACGUCCAUUAUUGUUAUUUAUCGGACUAGCGAAUGAUUUCACAUUGAGUUAUACUUAUCCUUUCAUUUUUACACCUUUCCUGCAAUCAGUCAAAUCCUCCAUUGAACAUACAUCAGUUAUUUUCUACUUUAUAAGAGCUUUCAUGCAUACCUUUUCAUUAGAAUUAAGAAUUUAAUAAAUAAUUCUGACAAUUGGAAAGCCAAUAAUGCAGACAACUUCAAAA